Molecule: messenger RNA, 2411 nt
Organism: Erinaceus europaeus (western European hedgehog)
Lineage: Eukaryota; Metazoa; Chordata; Mammalia; Eulipotyphla; Erinaceidae
Gene: WARS2
Product: tryptophanyl tRNA synthetase 2, mitochondrial
Exons: 6
Coding region: 18-1100 (360 amino acids)
Biological process (GO): mitochondrial tryptophanyl-tRNA aminoacylation
Cellular component (GO): mitochondrial matrix; mitochondrion
Molecular function (GO): ATP binding; tryptophan-tRNA ligase activity
Source: RefSeq, a predicted model, not a curated record
GGCCCCGCCCUCUCAAGAUGGCGCUGCGCUCAAUGCGGAAGGCGCGUGGAUGCUGGAGCUUCAUCCGGGCACUUCAUGAAGGACCCAAAACUGUCCCCGCUCCCCAGAAAGAUGCUGUGCAUCGAGUGUUUUCUGGCAUUCAGCCUACAGGAGUCCCCCACCUAGGUAAUUACCUGGGAGCCAUUGAAAGCUGGGUGAGAUUACAGGACCAGCAUGACUCUGUGCUGUACAGCAUUGUGGACCUGCACUCCAUCACUGUUCCCCAAGACCCAGCUGCCCUUCAGCAGAGCAUCUUGGAUAUGACAGCUGCUCUUCUUGCCUGUGGCAUCAACCCAGAGAAGAGCAUCCUCUUCCAGCAAUCUCAGGUGUCUGAACACACACAAUUAAAUUGGAUCCUUACCUGCAUGAUCAAAAUACCCCGAUUACAACAUUUACACCAGUGGAAGGUGAAGACUGCCCAGCAGAAGCAGGAAGGAACUGCAGGCCUGCUCAUGUACCCAGUUCUCCAGGCAGCUGACAUCUUGUUAUACAAGUCCACAUACGUUCCUGUUGGGGAGGAUCAAGUCCAGCACAUGGAGCUAGUGCAGGACUUAGCACGAGGGUUCAACAAGAAGUAUGGGGAAUUCUUCCCAGUGCCCACGUCCAUUCUCACACCCAUGAAGAAGGUAAAAUCCCUCCGUGAUCCUUCUGCCAAAAUGUCAAAGUCAGACCCCAACAAGAUGGCCACCAUCAGCAUCACAGACAGCCCGGAGGAGAUUGUGAAGAAGUUCCGCAAGGCCGUGACAGACUUCACCUCAGAAGUCACCUAUGACCCUGUUGGUCGGCCGGGGGUCUCCAACAUGCUGGCCAUUCAUGCGGCAGUCACUGGCCUCACCGUGGAAGAAGUGGUCCGCCGCAGCGUGGGCAUUGACACCGCUCACUAUAAGUUGCUCGUGGCAGAGGCUGUGAUCGAGAAACUGGCCCCAAUUAAGAGGGAACUUGAAAAGCUGAAGCAGAACAAAGACUACUUGGAGAAGGUUUUACAAGCUGGGUCAGCUAAAGCCAAAGAGUUAGCAUAUCCCGUGUGCCAGGAGGUGAAGAAACUGGUGGGGUUUCUAUAGGAAUUGUCUACUCAACACAAAAAAGGACUUCAAACACUUGUGGCCAGUGCACCCUGAAGACAGCUUUCCUCACAAGCAAAAUUAUGUAAUUUGUGGACAUUUAAUUUUGUUUGUUUCUGAUUUUUUUUUUCCUUUUCGGGUAUUUCUUCCCCUUUUUGACAAACAGAAAAGAGGGUGGGGAGAGAGAGCUCUGCUUCACUGCUUGUGAAGUUCCCUCCCUACAGGUCGCGGGGUGGGGUCUUAAAUAUAAUCCUGUAUCUGGGUCCAUGUCCACUGUAAUGUGUAUACUCUACACAGUACACUGCAACCUUUUUUAAUAGUGUGUUUUGACCUUUCAGUAGAGUAGUCUCCUAAAUCCCAUCAACAAAAUGUGACAAAAAUAAAAAGAGAGAGAGAGUGAAAAGGAGAAGAAAAGGCACAGAUAAGUCCCCUGUUGUGUGAGACAAACUCUCUGGCUUGAAUUUAUCUACAUGACUAUGACUGGAGUGAACAGUAAUUUGGCAAAUGAAAAUAUCAUCUGUGUCUCUCUAGAGUACAUACUAUUAAAGCUGGUGGUGAUGCACCUGUUAGCACACAUGUUACAAUGUGCAAAAACCUGAGUUCAAGCUUGUGGGGGGACAGCUUUGCAAGUGGUGAAGCAGGACUGCAAGUGUCUCUUUUUCUCUCUCUCACUAUCUCCCCUUCCCUCUCAAUUUCUGGCUAUCUCUAUAAAUGAGUAAAUAAAUGUUUUUAAAAAAAUUUAGAUUACAUACUAUCACAGAUUCUCUUCAUCUGUCUCAACUCUUCUAAAAAGUAAUACUAGGGCUGGGGAGACAGCAUAGUGGUUAUACAAAAGACUUAUUAGUGAUUUACAAAAUUACAAGAUAACAGGGGUACAACUCCACACUGUUCCCACCACCAGAGUUCUGGGUCCCCAAUCCUUCCAUACAAAAGAUUUUUAUAUUUGAGGUGCUAAAACUCCAGGUUCAAUGCCUAGCACCAUCAUCUGCCAGAGCUGAUGUUCUAGGAUCUCUCUUCUCAUAUCUUUUAUUAAAAAAUAAAACAGUGGAAGUCGGGUGGUAGCACAGUGGGUUAAGUGCAGGUGGCUCAAAGCACAAGGACGGUUUGAGCCCUGGCUCCCUACCUGCAGGGGAGGGAGUUGCUUCACAAGCAGUGAAGCAGGUCUGCAGGUGUCUGUCUUUCUCUCCCCCUCUCUGUCUUCCCCUCCUCUCUCCAUUUCUCUCUGUCCUAUUCAACAGUGAUGACAUCAAUAACAACAACAGUAACAACUACAACAAUUAAAAAACAAGGGCAACAAAAGGUAAUAAAUAA